CACACACAUUCCUCUAAACACGCACAGGAGGAACAGGGUUGGAGAGGUCCAGGCAAAAUCAUGGGGAAGCUUAUAUGGGGGCUGCUACUGUUCGCCACCGUAUGUUGGCAGAAUUGUUGUGCCACCGACCCAGAAGAUACCCAGUCUCGGGGUCAUGUGCCUGUUAUAGUUGUUGGUGGCACAGGUGACCUGGCCAAGAAGUACUUGUGGCAAGGCUUCUUCCAGCUCUAUGCCAAUCAGGUUGGCAAAGGCCACACGUUCUCAUUCUAUGGUGCGGGGCUUUCUCCAGGUGAGAAGGGCACUCCAUUACUGUUUGAGAUCUUGAAAGAUCUAAGUUGCCCACUGGCGCUCUCUGCAGAACGCUGUGCGCUAGUUAAGGAGCAGUUCUUACGGUUGGCUCAGUACCACCAACUAAAGACCACUGAGCAGUACCAGACCCUCUGUCAACAGAUGGAUAAGCAGCUUAAGCAGGAGGGCAUGGUGGAAGCCGGUCGCCUCUUUUACUUGUCUGUUCCGGCGUUCGCAUAUGCUGACAUUGCGGAAAAGAUAAACACCACCUGUCGACCCCCCGCCGGGGCUUGGCUAAGGGUGGUGCUUGAGAAACCCUUUGGGCACGAUUACGUAAGUGCCCACACCCUUGCUAUAGAACUGUCGAAGUCACUGAAGGAUGAGGAGAUGUACAAGAUUGACCACUACCUGGGGAAACAGGUGGUCUCCCACAUACUGAAAUUUAGGAAGGAGAAUAAGGAACAUCUGGAACCAAUCUGGAGCACGCACCAUAUUGAGAGAAUAGAGAUUGUGCUGAAAGAAACCCUGGAUGCGAAAGGUCGUAUUCAGUUUUAUGACCAGUAUGGCGUAAUCAGGGAUGUGCUCCAGAAUCAUCUGACUGAAGUCAUGACCCUGUUGACAAUGAGCGUGCCAGCCGAUCUUGACAACAGUGAUGAAACCCUUCAGAAUAAGCUGAAGCUCUUCAGCACCCUGCAGCGUCUAAACAGGAACAGUGCCGUGAUUGGUCAGUACCAGGCAUAUACUGCCGAGGUACAAGAAGAACUCAACAAAACAAAAGAUUACUUUAGUCGUACCCCAACCUUUGCCGGGGUGUUAAUCCAUAUCGACACACCACAAUAUGAAGGCAUCCCAAUAAUUCUGAUGUCUGGUAAGAUGCUUGAUGAACGUGUGGGGUAUGCUCGUAUCUUGUUCAAAAACGAUGUGUUCUGCGUUCAGGACCAAAGCAGCGUUCACUGCAAACCCAAGCAGAUAGUUUUUUACUUCGGGCACGGGGACUUAAAGUAUCCUGCAAUUCUGGUCAGCAAGAACUUGUUCACGCCGGCCCUUGUAGAGAGCGGUUGGAAUGAAAUCAAUGAGAACAAAGAUAUCGGUGUUCUUGGGUUGCCGAUCAAAGACUACCAUAUCCAGACACCCGUUGUGCAGACAGAGGCUUAUGCUGAGCUUAUCUCUCAUAUUUUCAAUGGACGCAAGGAUUGCUUCGUCAGCACCGAGAACCUGCUGGCCUCCUGGAGUUUCUGGACGCCGCUCCUUGACAGCCUGGUGAAAGAGUACCCACGGCCUUACCCAGGUGGUGCUGCUAAUGGCAACUUGUUGAACCUCAAGCUACGGGGCCAAGAGCUGGCUUUCAGUAAUGAAGCAUUGGUAAAUGUGAUAAAGCAAGGCCAGGAAGAGAACUUCCAAGUGAUGCAAGGGAAGUUCCGCGGCAACGACAUGAUCUCAGCCUGGGCAGAAGAGCUGGUGAACCGGCUGGCCUCGGACCUCGAGGCAGCGGCCGAAGAUGCAGUACGUAACGGAGGUGUCUUCCACGUGGCGCUGUCAGGUGGCUCAAGCCCUCUGGCGCUCUUUCAACGUUUGGCCCUUCACCAUUACGCCUUCCCAUGGAGGAACACGCACGUGUGGCUGGCUGAUGAGCGCUGCGUGCCGCCCACCGAGGAAGGUUCCAACUUCCGGUCGCUUCACGACCAUCUCCUUCAGCACGUGAGACUGCCGUACUUCAACAUCCAUCCCAUGCCCGUGCAGCUCAACCAGCGGCUCUGUGUCGAGGAAGACGCCGGGCCACUCCUCUACGAACAGGAAAUUAGCCGUCUGGUCAACAACUCCUGCUUUCACUACGUGUUGCUUGGAGUGGGCCACGAUGGACACACGGCUUCUUUGUUCCCGGACACCAAGCUGGACGCUCACGGAGACCGUCUGGUAGCUCUAACAGAGAGUCCUGUGAAACCCCAUCAGAGAAUGAGCCUCACGGUCAAAGCGAUUAACAGUGCGCAACGAGUCAGUGUUCUGGUGAUGGGCAAGGGCAAGCACGAGCUUCUCACCCAGCUUAGCCGCGUGAAGGGCAUCUCACAGAAAUACCCGAUUACGCGGGUACAACCGACUAGCGGCACCCUCACCUGGUACUUGGACUAUGAUGCACUUUUGGGUUGAGGCCAGUGUUGCUAAGAGUUAAAUCAAACUGCACUUAUGGCAUUUGUUGAUCUGAGUUGUUUGCUAUAGUAGGUUUUUUUUUUUUAGAGGUGCAACUGGGUCAAUGGUUGAAUCAGAUGUCUGUUCACCUUUCACCAAUCGCUUAAUUUUUUUUUUUUUUCUCAAUGGCUUUUUAUUCUUUGCACAAUUAUGAGUUUAUUUAAUUAUGUUUGUGGGGGAGGGAGAUUUCUAAACUGUGACAUACGACUACUCCAAUUCACUAAAGUACUGCAAUUGUUGGAUUAGUAUGUAGUAUUUUGUUAUUGCAUAUUUGUUUAAUUGAUACUGCUUCACCGAAUGGACCACUGUGCCCAUUGUAUCUAAUGUGCACUGCCGUACAAUCAGCAUAAAAUCUCAGGAAGGGGAAUACUGCAUUAUUUAGCACACAGGGAACUGUUGGAUUAACUGUAAUUUCUCAGAUUCAGUUUAUUUCUGUGUGGGGUUUUUUUUUUUUUCUCGUUGAUUGACAGGUAAUUCCAGGUAAUUGUCUCAAACAUUUGAAAGAGUAAUAUAUAUAUUUUUUCUUUUUAAUCCAGACAACCUCAUGUUCUUACAAUAGACAUGUUUAUGGCCAUUUGACAUAAGAAUUCAAAAAUUAGUCAUUUGCUAAAAUUUGAAUGUAAUUUAAUGAUUGAGAAGGAUAACAGGGUUAGAUGUUUUAUGGGCUGAGGGCGAGUGUUAGCCUGCAGGAAACUUUGUGUUUGUGUUUUGAGUGACAGGUUUGGUAUUACCCUCAGACCCUCUUCCUGGUUGUUUUUAAACACUUUAUUUUGGUGCAAUUCCAGGAAGUGGCCGAGUUCUAAAUGGAAUUUUCAAACAGAGUGAUGGUUGAGUUAACCAAUUAGACAAUAGAGAGAGAGAUUUUAAGAAUAACAUAGAUAAGAAGCACAUUUUUUAAAGAACAUUCAGAAUCAGCUUUUGUGCCAAUUUGAUGAUUAGAGUUGUGUGAAAAUAUUGCCUUAUGUAAUCAUUUUAAUUGAAAAUUAAUUAAGUGAAAGUGCCUUCAGAGAAGCCCUGCGGCUCCUGGGUGCUAGUAUACCCCUCCAGGUUUUCAAAAUGAUGACCUUUUUGGGAGGGGCCUUAUCUUUGAAAACAGCAGAGUUUAACAUCCCAAAGAAUGUAAAACAGUGAGUGAUUUCACUGCGAAAAAAAUGAAAAGUUAGGUCAACUUAAAAUGAUUAGGCCAAGAGCUCAAAUGUUUACUCAGAAGCAACUGGGAAGAUGCUUUGUAUUUUAAAUUAAUUAGCCUAAUUUUUUUUUUUUUUUUUUGCCACGUUCUUGUAUAUUAUUUAAAUCUGUAUAAUUUCACGAUUCCCAGUUUACAACAUUAACGGGUUUCAGUUAAGUAGGAUCUUUUAUUUGGUGACUGACUCAACACAACUUUUCCACUGUUAUUUUUGUUUUGUUUUUUCUUUUAACUUGUAACAACAUUUUUUUUUUUACACGCGUGCAUGUAUUCACAAUGGAAAAUUCUGUCUUUCUUCGAACCUUUUUUUUUUUUUUUUUUCCCAGCUGAAAUUAAUUCAGGAAGCUCAGAUUCCCAUUUCGUUCCUUCUCAGAUUCCUUUUUUUUUUUUUUUUGGUAAUAGUACUCAGGUUCAAAAGAGUCUGGACACACAGGUUCCCAAGACUUUGUGUAUUGCCACGUCCCGCUUGUGCACUUAACUCAGUUAGUGCUUAAGGUGGAACUUAACCAUUAUCCUCAUCAUUUCAGUUCGUCUGUAGCCUUUUAGAUCUGCACCAGCAGAAAAGAACAUUCCAGAACCAACUGUUCAGUUGAUGUAACAAACAGUGUACCAGGCCAAGUGUUUGAUUCCUAGUCUUAUGUCAGUACACCACUAAAGAGUGCCUUUGGCUGUUGUAGGGAACAGUCUCCACAACUUUUGUGAAGUACGGCUCUGAUGCAAGAACCGAUCUGAUUGUGUUUAAGGUAGUCGAGGAGUUAUUUUGACUUGGAGUGUAUGUGUGUGUGUGUGUGUGUGUGUGUGUGUAUGUUUUAAGGAUUUGUUAAAUACCAGUUCAACACCCAGCUCUUUGCUGCUUGCAUGAAGACAAUGCAGAAACGGGACUGUAAGGGACUGUAUUUCAUAGAAAUGAAGUGCUCUUUAGAAAUAAGGACAUGAAUGUAGGUAUAUGUGAAUUUUAACUAGCUUUGGGGAAAAGUAGGACUUUAACUUUGAAUGGGGUUUUUUUUUUUUGGUUUGUGGUAUUUGAUUCUGGGUAAAUAAUUUACAUUUUUCACAGCAUUCCACUGUAGUUGAAUUGCUGCUGACAUUGUAGAGUGUGACAUUGAUAUUACCGAGUGGGAUCAGAUUUGUGUAAGAUAACUGAAUGGUGUUGUUCCAUACCUCAGGUGUUGGGUGGUGCAGUUUUGCCCUAUGACUGUUUUGUGCAUCACAUCAGGGAAAAGCUAUGACAGAUGGUUUAUGGCAAAGCAAAAAUCAGCUGUGUACAUAAAAAAAUGAGUUCUCUCUGUUGAUUUUCACGCCAUACAGUUGAUUAUUGAGAAUAACAUCGGUAUUAUAAAAAUCAAGUCACACAAUACUCAGAAUUAUUUGGAAGUUCACACUGAAUUCUUACAUAUGAACUUUUGCAAUAUGUUUCUCGAUUUGUAUAACAUUUUUACCAUUUACAUGUUCAGUAAACAUUUUUUAGCUUUCCCAUAGGCUUGCAUUGUGAACAAUCUCACGCUGAUUCCCCCGUUUGCUGUGAUCACAAUUUUGAUUAUGUAGCAAUAAAACAUAUAUUUUUGAAAACAA
Chanos chanos (milkfish) is the source of this 5230-nucleotide messenger RNA. RefSeq names its product hexose-6-phosphate dehydrogenase (glucose 1-dehydrogenase) (gene h6pd). NCBI's taxonomy places the organism in Eukaryota, Metazoa, Chordata, Actinopteri, Gonorynchiformes, Chanidae. Gene Ontology annotation, biological process: glucose metabolic process; pentose-phosphate shunt, oxidative branch; pentose-phosphate shunt. Gene Ontology annotation, cellular component: endoplasmic reticulum. Gene Ontology annotation, molecular function: 6-phosphogluconolactonase activity; NADP binding; glucose-6-phosphate dehydrogenase activity. The transcript has 5 exons. The coding region runs from base 61 to 2433 and encodes 790 amino acids. The record is from RefSeq and is a predicted model, not a curated record.